Messenger RNA from Closterium sp. NIES-65, 2082 nucleotides. The record is from the annotation of a GenBank genome assembly. Lineage: Eukaryota; Viridiplantae; Streptophyta; Zygnematophyceae; Desmidiales; Closteriaceae.
AUGCCCUUGCUCGUUCUCUCAAUUGGUUUUUCUUUCUCUCUCGCGCACUUGCUUUCUCUCCUCCCUACAAACCUCCAUCGCCCCACUCGCUUCCCUCUUCUCCCCAUCGUCUUUCUCUUCCCUCCUCCCCCCAUCACCCCCUCUCUUCCCUCCUCCGCCCAUCACCCCCUCUCUUCCCUCCUCCCCCCAUCAACCCCUCUCUACCCUCCUCCCCCCAUCAACCCCUCUCUACCCUCCUCCCCCCAUCAACCCCUCUCUACCCUCCUCCCCCCAUCACCCCCUCUCUUCCCCCCUCCACCCACCGCCCUCUCCCUUCCCCUUCCUCCCCCAGCCUUUCCCUCCACGUGCUGUCCCUCCAGUCACCUGGCAACUGCAUCUCUGUUCAUCCGCUACCUACCGCUGCCACGCCUGUAUCUCGUUCUGAGACGUCUCAAAACCUCUCUUUCUCUUCACUCCUUCAGGUACCUCGCCUUUGCACCUCUGCUCAACUGCUCUCUGCUGCUGCCACUGGUGCCUCCCACCUCUCCUGGUGGUGCUCCACCAUGGGCUCAGGCAAGGGAGCCACGUAGACAAGCUCUGCUGGCUCUUCCGUUGCUAAACCCUCCUCCCCCUCCUCUCUCCCCUGCCUCUCCAGGUGUUUUAUCAGGAGCACCGCUAGAGUGGAUGGACCUGGGAGUGGCUUUAGACGUGGCAGGCCUACAGCAGUGUGUGGGGCAGGGGCGAGUGGUCACUGUGGACGCAUACCUCAGAGGCGAGGGGCGGUUCAUUCGCGAUGCGCCGUGGGUGAAGCUGUUACCUCAUGGUGAUGAUGAUGGUGGCGUUGAUACAGAUGAUUUUACCACCGGUGGCAGUAACAGUGGUGAUAAUUCCAGCACCACCAGCACUGGCACUAGCACCGGUGGUGGUAUCAAUAAUGAAGAUACUAACAAUGGUGGUGGUGCUGCUAGCGAGGCCAAUAUCAACGACCCGGCACAUCUCGCCCGCGUCUGUACAGCAGCCCCCAUCCCCGCCUCCAACGUCACUCUCCGCCAGUUCCUCUCCUUCUUUGGCGCUCGCACAGAGCAAGUCAUUGGGCUGGGAGACGUGUUUGAGGUUACAGGGAGCGUGGAUGUGGGACAGGUGGGAGAGACGGGGGAAGAUCUGGGGGGAGUGGGAGGAUCGCUGACAGAUUCGCUGGUGGAAGGUCACUAUGAUGGUGUCAACGGCGCUCGAGAUGCUCGAGCACGUUUGCUAGCCGAUAAGCUGCUGGAAGGUCAUGCCAGCAGUGACGGUCUGCCUGGUCUCUACGAUGGUCUCAAUGGUGCCGUCCCCAUCCUGCCGCCCUGCCGCCUCGCCAUGCGUCCGCACCCCGCCGCCCUCUCCGCCGCCCACGCGUUCACGCGGCGUGUGCUCGGCACACGCUUCGCCGCCCUGCACCUGCGGCGGACGGAUUUCGCGACGCACUGCUUGAGGCCGGGCUUCCGGUGCUGGUUACCGCUGUCGCAGAUCGCCCGAUGUGUGGCUGAUCGGAUCAAUGCCCUCAAUGCUGCUGCUGGUGUUGCUGGUGCUACUGCUGCUUCUGGUGGUGGUUCUGCUGCUGCUGUGGCUGUUGCUGCUGGAGUGAAGGAGGGGGCAGCAUCAAGUGGGAUGGAACAGCACCAAACUGUGCGGACUCUCUUCGUCGCCACAGAUACAACCGACCAGGAGCUUCGCUGCUCAAACACAUCGCACCUGUCCAUUCUCCCCGUUCCCUCUUCCAUCCCUCCUCAGGAGCUCUGCUGGUUCACCCAGAUGCUCAAAUCCUUAGUGUGGGGCGAGAUAACCGUAAUUCAGUACCCACACUCCAAGUCAGCUGCGCCAGGAGCAGCAGAGUUGCAGGUAGCGGGCAUCAUAGCCCACAGCAGCACGAGGGGCACGGUGGAGAAGAUGGUGUGUGUGCAUGCGCUCGUGUUCUGGGGCACCCCGCGGUCGACCUGGAGCAAGGAUGUGUUAAGGAUGAGGGGGGCACUGGGGGUGGAGCAUUGUGGGGAUGACUGGGUGUGUGGAGGCGAGGAGACGGAGGACUUGCGGGUGAGGGAACUCAAUAAGUGGAUGAAUGCAUGA